Molecule: messenger RNA, 2016 nt
Organism: Ceratotherium simum simum (southern white rhinoceros)
Lineage: Eukaryota; Metazoa; Chordata; Mammalia; Perissodactyla; Rhinocerotidae
Source: RefSeq, a predicted model, not a curated record
GGGUCCGCCGAGCUCUGCCCAGCAUGCAGGCAGGGGCUGGAGGUGACAGAGACCCCGAGGCACACUGCAGAAGGAGGAGAGUUUGGCAGCUGGGGCACCGGCGUGGUCCACCUCACCUAGUCCCAGGGAGAAGGCCUGGGCCCAUGACAAACAUGCUGGGACAUGGCCAGCCCGCCCCCGAGGGGCACAGGCAGGAGGCACCCGACCCCUGGCGGCGGCGGCAGGCGCAGGAGGGCAGCGUGCAGCUGGGGUGUGCGUGGGUGGCAGCGAGGAGGGGCGGAGGGAGGAAGCUGGCUUCCUGAAGCCUCCUCAGCCCUCAAAGACAGACCGACAGACAGACAGACAGCUGGCAAGAGGCAGCCCGGGGGACACAGCUGCUUCAGAGAACCCCAUGGCUGAGUGAGCCUCCCCUGCGCCCAGCUCCCACCCCAGCAUGGUCCAGGCCCGUGGGGGGCGCUCCAGAGCACAGUCACUGACCUUGUCUUUGGGGGCAGCCAUGACCCAGCCUCCGCCCACCAAGGCACCGGCCAAGAAGCAUGUGCGGCUGCAGGAGAGGCGGGGCUCCAAUGUGGCUCUAAUGCUGGACGUGCGGUCCUUGGGGGCUGUGGAGCCCAUCUGCUCAGUGAACACACCCCGGGAGGUGACCCUACACUUUCUGCGCACAGCCGGACACCCUCUCACACGCUGGGCCCUGCAGCACCAGCCACCCAGCCCCAAGCAGCUAGAAGAGGAAUUCUUGAAGAUCCCCUCAAACUUUGUCAGCCCUGAAGACCUGGAUAUUCCCGGCCACGCCUCCAAGGACAGAUACAAGACCAUCUUGCCAAAUCCCCAGAGCCGUGUCUGUCUAGGCCGGGCACAGAGCCAGGAGGACGGAGACUACAUCAACGCCAACUACAUCCGGGGCUACAACGGGCAGGAGAAGGUCUACAUUGCCACCCAGGGACCCAUGCCCAAUACCGUGGCAGACUUCUGGGAGAUGGUGUGGCAGGAAGAAGUGUCACUCAUUGUCAUGCUGACUCAGCUCCGAGAGAGCAAGGAGAAGUGUGUCCUCUAUUGGCCCAUGGAAGAGGAAACCUAUGGGCCCUUCCGGAUCCGUGUCCAAGAUGUGAAAGAGUGCCCAGAAUACACCGUGCGGCAGCUCUCCAUCCAGCACCAGGAGGAGUGCCGGGCAGUGAAACACGUCCUCUUCUCGGCCUGGCCUGACCACCAGACCCCGGAAUCGGCAGGGCCCCUGCUGCGCCUGGUGGCUGAGGUGGAGGAGAGCCCAGAGACAGCUGCCAACCCAGGGCCCAUCGUGGUCCACUGCAGGGAUUGGCCGGACCGGCUGCUUCAUCGCCACCCGAAUUGGCUGUCAACAGCUGCAGGCCCGAGGGGAAGUGGACAUUCUGGGCAUCGUGUGCCAACUGCGGCUGGACAGGGGCGGGAUGAUCCAGACUGCGGAGCAGUACCAGUUCCUGCACCACACCUUGGCCCUGUACGCUGCCCAGCUGCCGGGGGAGCCCAGCCCCUGACCCCUGGUGCCCUCCACCAGCCCAGGUGCCAACUUCCCCCAGGCCUGGGAAGCUGGGUCUGGGGAAAGUGGGCCUCAUGGCCUGGGGUCCUCCUGGGUGGACAUGGGAAUGGGAUGCCCCCUGGGUAAGCAUGUGUGGUCACAGGAAGCUGGCCAGCAAGGACCGAGGCCAGACUCCAGGUCUUCACCGCUGGCCACUCCUCCGCUUCCUUUAGUGGACACUAGGGACAACCUCGCACGACCCUCGAGACUAAAAGAUUAGAGCUGGUAUUGACAACAGGUCUGAGAAAGAAGCCCAGGUGUCUGAUUUGCUAUAAAACCUCUAGGAGCUUCAGUCUCUUCCUCUAUGACAUGGACACUAAGUGCUCUGCUGCCAUAAGGGGAAAACAAUCAGAGAAGAUCCUAGAAGCCGUUCUAGCUGUAUCCCCUUCCUGGGGCCAGCAAGAGAGUGAUCCCAACAUCAUCCUCCACGGGGCCCUGCCCAAGGACAGGCCAAACGCCAGAGC